UGGAUGACAUUUGUUUGACAAAUAAUAAUAAACUUGUUGUGGGACUUGAAUGAAAACCAGGAAAAGCCUGAAAUUCGUAUUCUUUUCGACCCUCGAUAAAAUCUUUAAACAGACUGGUUGGUAUAACAAUCGUAUUCUGUUAUAAAACUUGUUUUGUUUAUAGAUUCAUAACAUUCAAUUGCAUCACUAAUAAAAGAAGCCAUGGGUAAGAGAUAUAUUUGUGAUUAUUGUGACAAGACAAUGGUAGCUGCCCCCGCUAUAGUAAGGACACAUAACAAUGGACUAAUUCAUCAGAAACUAGUUCAAGAACAUUAUCAACAAUUCAAGGACCCAGAAACAAUAUUGGCAGAAGAGAGCAAAAAGAAACCAUGUUUAAGAUUCAGCAAUGGGGAUUGUAAUUUUGGUGGUGUUUGUCGAUUUUCACAUUAUACUGCAGAACAGUUGCAAACACUCAGAGAAUAUGUUGCAUCAAAAAAUAUGCCCAAAGAUGUAAUAUUUCCGUCAUUCGAAGAGUUAUUCAACAAACUUCUAGACGAGAGAUCCAAUAGACCACAGGACAACAAUGAGAAUACCAUAAUGUAUGACGAUAAUGGUGUUACCCAUGUCUUCCCGUGGAGGUUCAAUGGUGUUCUAGAUAGCUAUGGGGAUAAUUUACCGCCCAGUGUUAAGAGAAUGAAGAUUGAGGAUUUUGUUGGGGCCAAAAUUGAGUCUUGGGGUUGAUUGAGAAAGCCUCACAGAAUAUCACUAUCAAAGAAAAUGCCACAGAUAUCCUACCUUCACUAGAAGCGGUACAAAAACCAUUUGAAGACAAGAACAAUACCAUUCUAAGUAAUACAUCAACUACCAAUGAUUAUACAAACAAUACCUCAGAUUAUGAAGAAUCAGACUCUGGAGUUAUAGAUAACGAGCCACUUCCAGACCAAAAAAAUAUACUCCGAUGGCUUCCAAAAAAAAAGCGGGACCCAAAAUUUAGUAAGGCUCGGGAUGAUGAAAAACGGGCUCGAGAAAGAUUGGAACGCGCUAAGCAGAGAGCGAAAGACCUCCAUGCAGAACGCAUUGCUUACGUCACUUCCGUCAUGAAAGAUAAUUACUGGACAACUCUAUACCUCUAUGGGGAAUUAAGGAGGAUCCUAACAACGGGGGAAAUUGUCGAUGACAUAAGAGCUCUCAUACAAACGUUGGAAUCUUCACAUCGUAAUAAAGAGUUGAAGGAAAAAGUCCUGAAAUGUUACAGAGAUGGGAAGAAAACUUUAGGUCGUAAUGUUUGGGGUGGCACUAAUAAUUUAGUUAUACAUUCUCUCAAAGAUCCGAUGAAUGGUGUUCAAUAAAAUUGUAGUUUUGGUCCAUGA
Helicoverpa armigera (cotton bollworm) is the source of this 1349-nucleotide messenger RNA. Its product is annotated as zinc finger matrin-type protein 5. Gene Ontology annotation, molecular function: zinc ion binding. The coding region runs from base 202 to 720 and encodes 172 amino acids. The transcript is spliced from 5 exons. NCBI's taxonomy places the organism in Eukaryota, Metazoa, Arthropoda, Insecta, Lepidoptera, Noctuidae. Gene Ontology annotation, cellular component: U12-type spliceosomal complex. The record is from RefSeq and is a predicted model, not a curated record.